AUGGGCCUCGUCGACUAUUCAGACUCCGAAACUUCGGAUGUCGAAGAGACUCCCGUAUCAAAGACCGCUUCAACCUCAUCUAAGCCGGCAUUUCAAAAAGUGGUGGACCGCUCGAAUCCAGGUAAAAUCCGCGUCUCGUUGCCACAAGCCGCGCUUAGAGACGACAAGAAGACCGACGAGCCUCCCCUCAAACGCGCAACAACUGGAAGUGGCGUAUUUAGCGGGUUCAACUCGUUCCUCCCUGCACCCAAACGAGCAGGGCAGACGACCGCAACACUGGGUGAAGGCAAUGUGGCGAAGAAAGGGCUUGGUUCCGGUGUCCGUUUGAAGACCGGAGCUGCACCGGGAUUUAGUAGAGAGUCAGAAACAGAACCAGAACCAGAACCAGAGAGGGAAUAUGUGGAGGAGCAUGCUGAAGAGUCUACAAGUGGUGGUUCCGGGAUGAGUCUUCCGCAGCCCAAAACAAUACAGGAUGGAGAGCAGAAGCCUUCAGAUGAGGUCAAAUUGGUGGGCAAGCCAUUGAUGUUUAGGCCGUUAUCAGUCUCGAGGAAGCCUACGAAGAAGAAGAAGCUGUUACCCACGACAAUUUCUCAGUCCCCCGCGCCCGCGCCACCAGUCACUCCACAAUCGAAGGACGAGCAGCCUGCUAAAAGACAGAAAAUAUCAUUAUUCUCGAUGUCAGGGCCAGAAGUUGAAGUGUCUACGCCGGCUUUCAGAGGAGAAUACAAACCUAUGAUGCUCGAGGUGGAAGAAGCAGGUGACGAUGAGCACGACUCCUUCAGCCUUGAGCCAUCUUACGAAGACUACACGCCCAAUUCCUCCCAAAAAUUUGCACCCCCUGCGGUCCCCACGCCACCAGUCUCCCAAUCUCUUGACGAUAUAGCUGGCGAUCUGAAUCUGUCAGCCGCCGAGCGCAGACAAUUAUUCGGAAGGCAGAAAGGAGGACGAGGGGCACAGUCAGCUACCAAAGUCAUUAAUUUCAAUACUGACCAGGAAUAUUUGCAUAAUGAAGAGCUAAGGGCUGCUGGCGAACAAGUUACGCAUAACCCUGUUAGGGCGAUUGCGCCUGGUAAGCAUAGCUUGAAGCAGCUUGUCAAUGCUGCACAGAGCCAGAAGGAGGCUCUGGAGGAGAGCUUUGCGGCAGGGAAGAGUAAUAGAGCUGAGGCGAGCAGUCGCUACGGAUGGUAG
Drepanopeziza brunnea f. sp. 'multigermtubi' MB_m1 is the source of this 1188-nucleotide messenger RNA. RefSeq lists its product as uncharacterized. NCBI's taxonomy places the organism in Eukaryota, Fungi, Ascomycota, Leotiomycetes, Helotiales, Drepanopezizaceae. The record is from RefSeq and is a predicted model, not a curated record. Gene Ontology annotation, cellular component: nucleus.